AUGGGCCGCGGGGUCCCAUUUGGGCCUAGCCUUACCGCCGGCGAAUUGGGCCCAAAGCGCCAGGGAUACUGGGCUGCUUUCAACGAUUUGUCGUGUGACGCGCACCCCGCACCCCGCACCGUCAAAUCGCCAAAUCGCCAAAUCCCCCACCCCGCACCGUCGAUCCGCCGCCGUCGGCCUCCCCUCAUCUCCACGCUGCUGGCGUCCCUCCCCUACCGCCGUCGUCGAUCCACCCCUCCCCUGCCGUCGUUGAGCCUCCAUCGCUGCCGUCGUCGAUCCGCCCCUCCCCUCGCGCGGCUCAACUUCCCCGUGGUGGCGAUCGAUGCCGACACGGGCCUGCGCAACCUCGACCUGCUGCUGGGGCUCGAGAACCGCGUCCACCUCACCGCCGCCGACGUGCUCGCCGGCGACUGCCGCCUCGACCAGGCCCUCAUCCGCCACCGCUCCCUCCAGGGCCUCCACAUGCUCUGCCUCUCCAAGCCUCGCUCCAAGCUGCCCCUCGCCUUCGGCUCCAAGACCCUCACCUGGGUCGCCGAUGCGCUACGGCGAUCCGCCAGCCCGCCCGCCUUCAUCCUCAUCGACUGCCCCGCAGGUCAGGCAUCCCCUCCCCCUGCUUAUCCAUAUUGCAAUUGGUUCAUCUCAAACUGA
Messenger RNA from Lolium perenne, 648 nucleotides. NCBI's taxonomy places the organism in Eukaryota, Viridiplantae, Streptophyta, Magnoliopsida, Poales, Poaceae. The record is from RefSeq and is a predicted model, not a curated record.